This is a messenger RNA of Acanthisitta chloris (rifleman), 1305 nucleotides long. RefSeq names its product COMM domain containing 9 (gene COMMD9). The coding region runs from base 1 to 477 and encodes 158 amino acids. The transcript is spliced from 5 exons. Lineage: Eukaryota; Metazoa; Chordata; Aves; Passeriformes; Acanthisittidae. The record is from RefSeq and is a predicted model, not a curated record.
AUGUAUAGGAUGUGCUCACUGGGCAGGAACCAGAGGAUGGAUGGAUGGAACAAGAAGCUGGUGUCUGCUUUGCACAACCUCACCAGGCACGUUGUGUACCGCGGUUUCACGAGGGCAGAAGAUAUCCUCUCUCUCUUCCCAGAAAACUUCCACCAAAAUCUGAAAAACCUUUUGACUAAGAUAAUCUUGGAGAAUAUCUCUGCUUGGAGGAAUGAAGCACAAGCAAGUCAGAUCUCCCUGCCUCGGCUGGUCGACAUGGACUGGAGGGUGGACAUCAAGACAUCUUCAGACAGCAUUGUAAGAAUGGCAGUCCCUACUUGCCUGCUUCAAUUAAAGAUUCAGGAAGAUGCUGCCUUAUGUGGAAAUAAUCCUGUUGUUUCUGCACUGACUGUGGAACUGAGCAAAGAAACCCUAGACACUAUGUUAGAAGGUCUAGGAAGGAUUCGGGACCAACUUUCUGCCGUUGCAAACAAAUGAGUGCACAAGGGUAUGGAUUCCAGCAGCAAGGAAGGGAAGUGUUCUCAACCUACAGUUCUCAUCAGUUGCAGCCUAGUGUAACAUGUUGUCUGUUUUAACGGAACAAAAGAGGUUUCUUUAUUGAAUGAAUGAGAUAGCUUUUGAAAAGCUAACACUCAGACAUUCAUUUGGUCUGAUGCCAAAAGGUGCUUUCCUAAUAUGUUGUUGAACAAAAGCUGUUCACCAUCUCAGAAGAGGAUUUGAGGGCUCAGAGCCUGACUUAAUCACAAGGGUCAUAACUGGAAAUAACAAAUAGCUGCAGCCAAUGAAGCAAGUACUAUCUCUCUGCCCCGAAAUUAGAAUCUAAAAGGCUCAAGCUGGUUAAUGGGCUGCCUUCCAGCAUUAGAAAAGGAGGAUGCUUCUGUCUGGAAUGUGCAUGUACUGAGGGGCAUGCUGGAUGUAGCACUCUCUCCCUCUCAGUGAAGCACAGCCAUGCUGCAGAUUGUUAUUACAGGAUAAUGCUUUGAAAUAGGGCAAUUAUGCUACAACACAUUCCCUUCUGAUCAGCUUCACAGCACCAUUUGCAAAGUGACUAGUCUGAACAUCUUUAGCAGGAACUAAUUUCCUCCUCCUGUUUGAAAAGGAAAAAAAAAAAGAAGUUCAGAUAAUUCAUGUUUGGGUUUAUUACACUGAGCGUUUCCUUCACUGCACAAAAACCAGACUGGGAAAGUAAAGAGCUGAAGGCUGUUGUCUGUACUGUAGGAACCCUUCUGUGGCAGUACAUGCCUGUCCUUCUCCAGAGUGUUCUGUUUGUAUAAAUCUUCACUGAAUUAAAAAAUGAACUGCUAA